Molecule: messenger RNA, 294 nt
Organism: Staurois parvus
Lineage: Eukaryota; Metazoa; Chordata; Amphibia; Anura; Ranidae
Source: the annotation of a GenBank genome assembly
CUAAACCCACAACAGUAAAAUCAGUCUGUAUAUGCAGUAAAGCAUGCUUGUUAUACUCACUGUGGAACCUAAGAGGUUAAUCCUCUGUAUUGUGUAAAAGGAAAGUUUGAUCCUGUCUUCUCUGAUCUUCCCCUCCUUCCAUAACACAGCCUCGGGGACACUCUGCACAUGCUGAGUUUGGUGUGUACUGCUAGCGAUUUUUCUUUUUCUUGGGAGGGUGCAUGUGAUCGGCACAGGGCCAAUCAGCACUAUCUAGACACAGAGGGUAAAGGGUUAUGCAAUCUCAUAGGGCAG